Messenger RNA from Camelus dromedarius (Arabian camel), 2117 nucleotides. It is a transcript of the gene LYZL6, whose product is annotated as lysozyme like 6. Gene Ontology annotation, cellular component: acrosomal vesicle; sperm flagellum. Gene Ontology annotation, biological process: fusion of sperm to egg plasma membrane involved in single fertilization. Gene Ontology annotation, molecular function: lysozyme activity. The record is from RefSeq and is a predicted model, not a curated record. Bases 1347 to 2039 code for a protein of 230 amino acids. NCBI's taxonomy places the organism in Eukaryota, Metazoa, Chordata, Mammalia, Artiodactyla, Camelidae. The transcript is spliced from 5 exons.
CCACGGACCCACGGAGAAAUACUAGCCGCCUGUCGGGUCUGUGUCGCCCAGCUACCAAGAGUCCCAGCUUCAUUCUUUGCUUCAAUCUUGCUGGGAAGCAAGGAUUAUUUAGGGAGCAUCUGCUCUGUGCUAGGGUCCAGGCGCUGGGGAUGCAGUGAGACACGGGAUGCAGUUUUGAUUCUUGUCCUCCAGAAGCUCACCAUCUCACUGAGAAUGAAGCACUAUGAUACCGGAGGUGCAGGGGCUGUGGUGCCCAGAGCAGGGGCUCUUAACAUGGACGGGUUGGGGGGCUUCCCAGAAGGGGCCUCUAACCUGGGACCACGUAAGUUUACGGAGGGUGGAUGGGGCCAACUCAAGGCCUCAUAAGCCAGGUGAACAGAUGAGAACGUUAUCCUAAGGACCAUGGGAAGGCACAGAAGGCACUGAAGGAGGGAAGUGACAUGACCACAGUCUUGGGUUUUGUGUGUGUGUAUUUUUGGAUCACUCUGGCUGCAAAAUUGGAGGAUACACUAGGAGCCCAGAGUUGUGAGGAACUGUCCAGCCCGAGGACCCAAAGAUCCUUAGGAGAGUCUUUAGGAUGGCCUGUGGGGGUUGGGGGAGAAGGGGAGUCUCAGGUAAGAUCCAGGUGUCUGGCCUGGGUGCUGGGUGGCUGGUGCCUUUGUGACUAAGAAACAAAAUAGGCGAGAAGCAUUAGGGAGAGGGAGGAGGGACUUUAACCCUGUUGUUGGAGCCUACAGAACCUCCAGAUGGAGGGGACUGGAAGGCUGGGGUGCGGGGUCUCAGAAUGUCCCACCAGAAACAGCAUUUUUCAAAGAGCUGCCACCAUGCCACACACACAAAGAAUAAAGUCCUGGUGGACUAAAAACUAAGCAUUUUUAAAGUCUGGAAAAUUGUUUAUAACUGACCUUCUGGCAGGGAAAACUUUCUGAAGCAAAAUCCAAAAUGCAGAAACCAUAAAGAAAAAAAUGGACAGAUUGACAGUCUGCUUACAUAAAAAUUAAAAGUUUCUCUAUUUCAAAAGAUAUCUUAAAGGACAAGCAAUAGGCUGGAGGAAAUAUCUGAGAUGUAUGAAAGAGGCAAUGUGUGUUUCAAAGUCCACAGUAGAUGAGGAGCUCCUACAAAUCAAUAAAAAAACAACCUAAAAGAGAACUGAGAGAAGAUUAGCAAGAAGCACCUCACAGAGAAGAAGACACACCCAGCCAAUACAGAAAGUGCAAGGUGUUUGGAAUCACUGGUGAUCAGCAAGAUGAAGAUUUGAACCUGAGGAGUUAACACUUUUCACCUAUUGGAUUGACGCCACCAAUGACCUGAUCGAGCAACCCAUCAAGGUGACCGAGUGGCAACAGAUGUACACCUAUGACUUGGGCAUCCACUCGGGGGCCAACACCUGCGUGCCCUCAGUCAGCAGCAAGGGCAUCGUGGAGGAGGACAAGGCCUGUGGGCGCCAGUACACGCUCAAGAAGACCACCACCUGCACCCAGGCGGUGCCCCAGAGCCAAGGGCUGUGCCUGGCUUUUGUGGAAAGUGACUUCAACAUAACAAAGGCAAAUGAAAAUACAGAUGGCAGCUUUGACUAUGGCAUCUUCCAGAUCAACAGCCAUGACUGGUGCAGAAAUUACCAGAGCCACACGGAAAACCCUUGUCACGUGGACUGUCAAGCUCUGGCCAGAGCCCCGGGAUGGGAGAGGACUGCUGAGCCCCAACCUUCCCUCAAUCAUCAACUGUGCAAAAAAGCUUGUGUCUGGAGCAGGGGGCAUGAAGAACUGGGUAAAAUGCAGGCUGCACUGUGCAGGCCGGCCACUCUCCUGCUGGAGGACAGGAUGCCACGUGGGAUGAGGCAGGGGACAGGCCUGUGGUGGAGUCACUCCAGAAUUCCUCUCCUCACUUCAGAAUUCUUCAUUUCUUCUUCCUCUUGCCUCCACUUCCUGUUAUCUUCUUCCCUUCCAUUUACAAAUAAAACUGAUCAGAGCCCCAGAAAUCAUUGGUGUUCUAGGACUUCCUCCUUGUUCCCAUCCAGGCCCAGGCCCCUGGUUCCCUGACUGUCAUUUGUAAACCAAGAAGACCCUAAUGAAGAAGUUUCUGUAUUUUUGGAAUUAUUAAGUCAUUCCUUGUGCAAA